AUGUUCAUUCUAGCAGCAUAUAUUCUAAUAACAGCCGCAAUUCCUCUGGUCAGAGGAGGCCCUCUACCAAAAUCAGCGAAAUUUGACUGGUCAUCAACCAAAGCUUUAAUUGCAUUUGGGGACUCCUAUACCUAUGUCCAGGGAACUCACGGCCACCAGAACUUCAGUUUCAUUGGAGACCAAUUCAAUCUUGCCUAUAAACCUGAAGAUCUGCUUGACAACAAGAUAGUUCAGAAUCAAACAGGAACUGCAGAGGGCGGUCCUAAUUGGGUUGAAUAUCUCACAGGAUGCGGAACUGAGGAAGGCCUGACCUCACCCCAGAGCUGCAAAAAGCAACUCUGGGACUUUGCAUUUGCUGGAGCCGACAUUUCAACGGAAUACACACCCCUCCAUCACAACUUCACCGUCUCCCUGGUAAACCAAAUCAACCAGUUCAAGCAAUACGGCCACCCAGUCCUCACGCAGAAAGUCCGCAAGUUCAAACAAGCCCAAACUCUGAUCGCGCUCUGGAUUGGCAUAAACGACAUCAACGACAGCGCUGCAUACGCGGUCGACUUUCCAACUUUCUACAAAAGUCUCACAGACACACUGUUUGCCUCCGUCGAGCAACUUUACGGGCUAGGCUACCGAUCAUACCUUUUUAUGAACCUUCCACCCUUGGACCGUACACCCGGAAACCUGGCGAAGAGCGACCCAAGCCCUAAUGCCACGCAGAUUGCUUGGUACAAUGCAGCAUUGGCGGAUCAUGCUGCAGAAUUUUCUGAUAAUCACCGCGAUGCACAUGUGAUGCUCUUUGAUGCGCAUUCCAGGCUCGGGGCUAUACUGGAUGAGCCGCACGAGUAUGGGAUUGUCAAUACAACCAACUUCUGUCCUGGGUAUGACCAGCCGGAUAUAGCGGUGAAUUACCAGAAUUAUGGAUGUCCGACGCCAUUGAAGGAGUAUUUCUGGUUUAAUUCAGGCCAUCUGACGAGUCAUGUGCACGAGGUUCUAGCAGGGCAGAUAGAGAGAUGGUUAAGACAGUAA
Messenger RNA from Penicillium soppii, 1023 nucleotides. RefSeq names its product SGNH/GDSL hydrolase family protein. The transcript is spliced from 4 exons. The record is from RefSeq and is a predicted model, not a curated record. Gene Ontology annotation, molecular function: hydrolase activity, acting on ester bonds. Lineage: Eukaryota; Fungi; Ascomycota; Eurotiomycetes; Eurotiales; Aspergillaceae. The coding region runs from base 1 to 1023 and encodes 340 amino acids.